Molecule: messenger RNA, 1447 nt
Organism: Chenopodium quinoa (quinoa)
Lineage: Eukaryota; Viridiplantae; Streptophyta; Magnoliopsida; Caryophyllales; Amaranthaceae
Product: CBS domain-containing protein CBSX5-like
Exons: 2
Coding region: 126-1271 (381 amino acids)
Source: RefSeq, a predicted model, not a curated record
UCUCCUCUAAAUUCUCAAAUCCUCUAAAAAAAACAAAAAAAAUUUCAUCUCCAAGCUUCAUUUCCGCCAUUAAUCCUUUCUUCAAGCUUUCUCUCUCCUCUCACUUUCUCUCUCUUCUGUAGUGUAUGGCAGUACAACUAUUCUCUAAUGAAAUAUCUGACCUCUGUCUCGGGAAGCCGCCGCUGAGGCCUCUCCCUGCCUCCGCCACCGUCGCCGACGCUCUUUCACUUUUCCGGCGAUCUUCCGGCGAUCCUUCGCUCAGCGUUUGGUCUUCUCCGGUCGCCGGAGAAGCUUCCAAGUGCAUUGGCAAGAUUUCGAUUGUUGAUGUUUUGUGUUUUCUUUGUAAGGAAGAGAAUAUCUCGACUCCUUUUGUUGCUUUGAUUUCUCCGGUUUCUGUUCUUCUUCCUGACGGUCCUCCUCUCGUCAAGCAAUUGGAUCCUACAUCUAGUAUUCUUGAUGCUGUAGAUUGCAUCCUCGAAGGAGCUCAGAGUCUCAUAGUUCCAAGGAAGAGCCGCAACUCUGGCAGCCCAAGGCAGAAGCUUUCUCAGAAACCUUCUGUGGGCCGCACAUACUGUUGGAUCACCCAAGAAGAUAUAAUUCGCUUCAUCUUCAAUUCCAUCAACCACUUCUCUCCCAUCCCAUUUAACUCAAUCCAAUCUGUCAACAUAAUUGAGGAGAAAAUCCCAUCUGUACAUUACGACGAUCCAGCCUUGUCUGCCCUCAGAGCAAUCAACAACUCACUCUCCGGUCAAACUGCUGUGGCAGUGGUAGACGACGAGGGUAGAUUGGUUGGUGAGAUUUCACUUUAUACUCUCGCUUGCUGUGACGAGACUGUUGCUCCUGCAGUUGCGACCCUUUCAGCUGGCGAUCUGAUGGCUUACAUUGACUAUGGUGGUGCGCCAGAAGAUCUGAUUCAGUUGGUGAAGGCAAGGUUGGAAGAGAAGAAAUUAGAUGGAUUCUUGGAGCUCUUAGAAGAUGAUCAUUCGACAUUGUCAGUUUCUUCCUGUUUAAGUUCAACGUCUUCUUCCUCAUCUGAUGAUGAAGCUGUUGUAAAAAGCAUGCGCUCCAGAUCAAAUUCUGCACGAUUUGCUAGGGGAACUGAGCCCAUUGUUUGCCAUCCUGGGAGCUCUUUGAUUGCGGUGAUGAUACAGGCAUUGUCACAUCGUUUGAAUCACGUUUGGGUUGUCGAAGAAGAUUAUAGCUUGAUCGGCAUUGUCACUUUUACUAGUAUGUUAAAAGUUUUCCGGGAUCGUGUUAAUUCCUUUUCCUGAUUUUCAUUACGACUUAUCAACCGUUAAUCCUGUCAUAUUAUGACAACGAGAUUUAUUGUACUAUUAAUAUUGUUUGAUUAUUAUUUGUUCGAAUUAAGUACGAUAUGAUUAUGAUAUUGUGCUGUUGCUGUUGAGGAGUUCAUCCGUAAAAGCUUUUGUCGUCAUUUUAGAGGUAA